CUCACCAAACAAUUCAUCUCUGCAUUGUCUGAGCAUUCUCAAAAACAUUUCCUUUUUGACUCUCUUCCAAAACCUCAAAAACAAACAGACAAAUCUCAACAACCUAAGCCGCAUACAUACCAAAAAAAUGGCUCCUGAAAUUGUUAGUAGUGCAGUGCCCAAUGGUCUUGCUAAGGCCGCUAGUCUGCCUAGCCGUGCCUAUGUGACUUUCCUGGCAGGCAACGGUGACUACGUAAAGGGCGUGGUUGGAUUGGCCAAAGGGUUGAGGAAGGUGAAAACUGCCUACCCUUUAGUGGUUGCAGUUUUGCCGGACGUCCCUGAGGAGCACCGCCGCAUACUGGUGAACCAGGGCUGUAUAGUCCGGGAGAUUGAGCCGGUUUAUCCUCCUGAAAACCAGACUCAAUUUGCCAUGGCCUACUACGUCAUCAAUUACUCCAAGCUUCGCAUUUGGGAGUUUGUGGAGUAUAGCAAGAUGAUAUAUUUGGACGGAGAUAUCCAAGUGUACGAGAACAUAGAUCACCUGUUUGACUUGCCAGAUGGGUACUUUUAUGCUGUAAAGGACUGCUUCUGUGAGAAGACUUGGAGCCACACCCCCCAAUACAAGAUUGGCUACUGCCAGCAAUGCCCUGAUAAGGUGCAGUGGCCUGAGGAGUUGGGUCCUAAGCCCCCUCUUUACUUUAACGCUGGCAUGUUUGUUUAUGAGCCUAGUCUUCCCACUUAUGAUGAUCUCUUAAGGACCCUCGAGAUCACCCCUCCUACCCCAUUUGCCGAGCAGGACUUCUUGAACAUGUUCUUUAGGGAUGUAUACAGGCCAAUUCCACCGAUCUACAACUUGGUUUUGGCCAUGUUAUGGAGACAUCCGGAGAAUGUUGAGUUGGAAAAAGUAAAGGUCGUACAUUACUGCGCUGCUGGAUCAAAGCCUUGGAGGUACACUGGCCAGGAGCAAAACAUGGACAGAGAAGAUAUCAAAAUGCUUGUCAAGAAAUGGUGGGAUAUUUACGACGACGAGACAUUGGACUACAAGAGAUCAUUAACUUCAAGCAUCGGCACAGCAGCAGCAACUGGCAUUGAAGCUGAAGCUCAGACACUCAAGUCUAGACCUGUUCGCUACAUUGCUGCACCAUCUGCCGCUUGAUCACAAACAGCUUAUUAUUAUGGGAUUAUUCCUAGCAAUCUAUUAAUGUAUAUAGGUAUUGAGGGAUACAAAGAUCUGUUACUAUGUUAAUGGUCUCCUUUAAACUCUUGAAAGGAAGACUUCCGUAGGAUCCAGGAGAUUCUGCUGAGUUCUUGAUGUAAGUUUGUUAUGUAAAAACUCGACGAUAUAUUUGAUGAACAGCUUUUCGAGUUUCAGA
Molecule: messenger RNA, 1352 nt
Organism: Coffea eugenioides
Lineage: Eukaryota; Viridiplantae; Streptophyta; Magnoliopsida; Gentianales; Rubiaceae
Product: galactinol synthase 2-like
Exons: 3
Coding region: 128-1135 (335 amino acids)
Molecular function (GO): glycosyltransferase activity
Source: RefSeq, a predicted model, not a curated record